Messenger RNA from Neoarius graeffei (lesser salmon catfish), 6388 nucleotides. RefSeq names its product transcription factor 19-like. Gene Ontology annotation, molecular function: protein binding. The record is from RefSeq and is a predicted model, not a curated record. Gene Ontology annotation, cellular component: nucleus. The transcript has 4 exons. NCBI's taxonomy places the organism in Eukaryota, Metazoa, Chordata, Actinopteri, Siluriformes, Ariidae. Gene Ontology annotation, biological process: regulation of gene expression. Bases 560 to 2152 code for a protein of 530 amino acids.
UUUUGGUUCUGGAGCGACAGAGGGAACUUGGCAAACAAUUAAGAUACGACUCGAAGUCUUUCUGUUUCAUGUGUGUUUCGAACAGACCCUUGAACACUAUCGAGUGUCUUACUAAUGACAAAAAUACUGAAACCACUCUCCUAAGGACUGAAUCAGAUGCUUUACUAAUGCUGCAGCUAGAGCGGAAGUGGCGUUAAAUUUCGCGCAAGGAAACCGGCGCGCCAAAUUUCAAAGCACUUCCUGGGAGGAAAUCGCUAAAAAAUGUAGUAAGGAGGAAACAAUAAGAGGCAUAAUGUUCAGGUUUGUAGUAAUCUGGCGUAAUAUUUUGGGAUGAAGAUCAUCUGACUGUGACCUCACCAUCAUACAUCCAGCUGUUUGCACGAACACUUUUAUAUGAUGCUGGUGUAAACCUUUUCCUAAUUUACAGAGGAUUUUAUCUACUAUUGAAUGACUAAAGACAAUCUACAAUGGUGGGUUGUAAUCCUGCAAGCUGCAGUUCUAUGUAAGUUAUCUAAAAGUGGGUGUCAUUUUGGCUGUUUUCCCUUGUGGGCGUGCCAACAUGUUCCCUGGAAUCCAGCCCUGUUUCCAGCUGUUGAGAAUUGGAUCAUCGAGUAUUGUAAACAGCCAUGGCAAUGCUGUAUCAGACUCUGCUCAUGACCUGUACACUUUUCGGCCAGCACUUGCGCACUCUGUGUUCAGAUUGGGUAGGCUGGCAGAGUUGUGCGACGUUACCCUGGACUCAGCAACUGUUUCACGUGUACAUGCUGAGCUGCAUGCUGAAAAACAGACCGACACUGCAGGAGAGGAGAGCUGGAAGGUCCAAGUGAGGGACCGGAGCAGCUAUGGUACGUGGGUGAAUGAUGUUCGAAUCCAGUCAGGUGUCUUGUUGGAGAUAUUUGAUGGUGAUACGCUGACCUUUGGUGGCCAAACAGUGCAAGGGAGCCCAGAGUUCUAUUUCCUUUUCCAGAAGGUCAGGGUCAGUCCACAGGAAUUUGAUGCCAUAACUGUCCCAAAGGCAAGCUCUUUCUCGUCCAAUAUCAAUAACCGGAUCAGAACAAGCCUGGACUGCAAACAAGAGCCUGGUCUUGACAUUUCUAAGUUGUCCAUCAACAAAGCCACAGUCAUUCUCAACUCCAUUGGCAGCCUUAGUAAGAUCAAUGGCAGUUGCUGGACCUUCAAGAAAAAUGACAAAACCACUGGCCUAAAUUCAGCCGACACACCUUCAUUUCAAACUUUGGUGCCACCUUCAACUCCUCCUUCUCUUUCUGAUGGUCGAGAGACUGUGAAGUUCAUCCCACCAUCAUCCAAGAGUCGACGCAAAUCAGCCCACACUGUGCUUUUGGAAGAUGACAGUGUGGAGGACCAUGAUGGCUGCAGGACUGGGUUGGAGGAAGCAUGGAAAGCCAAAGCUGGGAAGAGACGACGUUUGUACAAGUCGGAGUCGGAGAUUUUCCAGUCUUCUCUGUCCAACAUGGAGUUAAGUAUGAGGCCGCAAUUUGACACCAAGCUGGUCAUGCCCAAACAAAAUGCAGUCAUUUUCAAUCAGCUGAGCAAUGGGAAACUCGAUCAUCCUCCUUUCACCUUGAUCCUGAAGCGUAAGAGUGAAAGUCCAAGCCAUAACAAAGGUGUAAAUCUGGUGAGAUGUCGGCAACAGAAGCGUUGCUCUUCAGCUCCACGUGGCAGGAGAAGGGCGAACAGCACUCCGCUAUGCUCUUCACUGGUCGUUGGAGGUGACAAUUAUCAGCUGGCCACUUCCCCAGCACAGCCAGCCAAAGCGCUGAGGGGACAUGCUGCACGGUUCCAUGCCACAACCACCAGUAGACGGCGUGGCAGACCAAGGAAGCAUCCACAACCCCAGCCUUCCCUUCCAUCUCCAUCUCCUGCUUCCUCAUCGUCAUCUAGCUCAUCGUCAUCAUCAUCAUCGUCAUCCUCAGAGGAUGAAGAUGAUGAAAAUGAGGAAGAAAUGAGGGUGGCACAGGGCAUCGAGCCUUGUGCUGCAGUGCGUUGUUGUCUGCCGCAGCAGGACACAGUGCAGUGGGUGCAGUGUGACAACUGUGACGCUUGGUAUCAUUUGGACUGCCUUCCAAGCGACCGCAACCGAGCCGCGUUCCUGUUUGAUCCUAGUGCUGAAUUCCACUGUGGCUGCUGUUGAGUGGCUCCUCUAAUGGUAAUUAAAAAGGCUGGUCAAACAGAAGCAGUGCUUCUCUAAGAUGCAUGUUUAAGCAAUAAAAUCUUUGUUGUUUGCCUGCCUCACUAUUUAUUUUUAAACAUCAGACUUGGUUGUCAGGAAAUACACUAAGCUUUAUAGCAUUGAGAUUCAGAAGUGCAUGAAUAAAUAUUUUAAUGGGUACAACUUUUUUUUAGUAACAGUGUGUGCAAAAUCUGCACCAUGGUUUAUGGGUUCCCCUACUGUUGUCCUAAAAUCAAAGGAUGUUAACAUCUUAAUAUGUUCAAGAAUCUUCUGGAUAAUGACCCAGUAUGGAAAUGAUAAAUCACUAGUAACAUAUUGUUCAUGAUAAUACCAGUGUAACAUCACAGUGUAACAUAAGUAGGGUUUUACAGUUUGAAGGUUUUGCUUGCAGUUGCACCUUUAUUUUUUCAAAAUACAAAACCAAAUUUUGGUCCAUGCACCUACUACUUUGACAGAAAAGACAAGUGUGUAUAUAUUGAUCAAAAAGCUUUUCACAAUAGAAGGCUCUUAGCUCCAGCUGUGUGUCUGUGCUUCACUGAAAAAAAGUUAGAAUUCUUGCUCAGCACAGUGUUUCCAAUGCAGCGGGUGAAAAAAAAAUGUGGUUCUUCACUUGAUAACCAGCAGGUGUAGUUUUAACACCUGGAUAUGCUCGUAUAUGUGUGCUCCAUGCCAAAACCUUCACCAGAUUUGUGAAAUGACAGCGAUGUAGUAUUUGCAAUAAGUACCUUCUGCCCAGUCACUAAAGGUCCUGGAACCUACUCACUAGGCAUUAUUGGGUCAAUGGGGUGGUGCGUUAUUUGGUGUUCCUAGAGCUGUAGAUUCACAGUUCUAGCAGGUCAGUGUGUUCUGACUUCACAUUGAGGGUCCCAUGUGUCUCUUGUGCUACCUCUCUGCUCUGAAGCUGGUAUGGACUGGUGUCAGUGGAGUCUUUUUGUUAGGGAACCACUCCCAGAUGAAUCCCUUGGAAAAGGUGGCUUCUCCUCAGCAUGUCAGACUCCAGGUCACUUUCAGUGAAAUUAAAUAUUUCUUGAGAUCUGGGAUUCAUCUGCAUCAGCUGUCACAAGCGCCACAUUCACUUUGAAUUCUAGAUAAAAUCCUGGUAGUAGGCUCUAGUGAGGAGUUAAAAGGAGCCAGAGGUACCUUACAAAAUGUAUUUGGAGCAAAAACUACAUUACUUUCAUUAUAUGAAUCUGUUGAAGGUCUCUGCUUAGGGCACAUAUCUAGGUAUUCAUCACCAUUCCUGGCAGCUAGAAGGGGAGAAAUAGAUUUUGUUUCACACCAUAUACUAAUUUUUGCUUCUGUUGCACCAAGGUUUGUUGACUAAAAUACUAUUAUUCCAUUUAAACAAACUUCAUUUCUGUACCAGUUUGCCCUCAUUUUGAAUAACUUCGCACACGAUUAGUAGCUACGUGAACAGCUUUUUUUUUUCAAGGUAGAACCUUUAAUGACUUGGAGUGCAAUUGUUUUGAGAAACACUUCCAUCUCUUAACUAUUUUGCACUGCUGAAGUUCUUAUUCACUAGCUUCAGUUUUUUUGUUCCUCCUUUAAAGAUCUAGUAGUUCAGAGGUCUGUAGAUGCUUCUUUGAAGUGCAUUAAUAUCACUCACUCAAGGAUGUUAAUUCUCUGGAUAUAAAGGUAAACUUCUGCUUAAUUCUUUGCCGUUAUCUUGUGAAUCGUUAAUACACAGGUCCCCAACCCUGGUCCUGGAGUACCUCCUCUCCUGCACAUUUUAGUGUUUGUUUUCCUCUGCUCCCAAUGCACCUGAUUCAGCUAAAAGGUUUGCUAAUUAUCAGCCAUUCCUGAAGUUGGAGUUGGCGUGUUAGAGCAGAAAAUGUGCAGGACAAUGGGUACUCCAGGACCAGGGUUGGGAGCCAGUGUAUUUGUACCAAAUAAUUUACUUGACAAUUUUUAAAUUUUAUUUAUUUUCAAAAAAAAAAUGCUGCCUAGGGGUUGGGCCUUGUGGCGGUUGUUGUUCACAGUUCUGUCUUGCUCAUGUGACAGGAUCAAAUCCUGUGGCCAAGAGUUGAGGCAUCUUUGCUGCACUGUCAAGUGGAUGUUGUGUUUUAUGGGAGGAUGGUAAAAUUAUGCAUAACGUAUUGCUUAGUCAGAUUCAUGUGGUUAUUUACACUGAAAAUCAAUUCAUUCCUUAGAAAAAAAAAGAAAAAUAUUUGGCCAUCUAAAUGUUGUGUUGUACAUUAACGCAGGGAAUGAAAUAGCAUCUUUAAGAAAUAAACAUUUAGUUUCUCAUUAAAAAGACAUUUUUCUAAUCGUGCAAGCUGAGUGGACAACCCACUAUACUAAAGUACUGCUUCAUUGAUGAACUUGCAUGGAAUUAAAUCUGUGCUCCUGCUGAUUCUAUAGAAAUUCUAUUACAGUCUUCCUUGUUAUUUGAGGUUUUGACUCAUUAAAAGCCGCAGCGAGGAAAAUGCUUUUGGCAGCUCGAAAGUUAAAUGUGUAAUAUAUGAUCAUGGAAUAGACUGAAGGUCUUUGUAGCACUGUUCUAGCAAAUCAUUGUGUCUUUAUGAUGACCACCAUGACACUGACUUCACGUGAGCUCACAUGCAAAGAACAGCUUUGUUUUUAAUGACAGUAAGUCAAAACUUUUCAUGGUCGUUAUAUUAUGCUUUCCAGAAGACUUUUUUGUUUCUGUCUUUUAAUAGCAAAUUUUCUUCUAAUAUUAAUGUAAGCUUUGAGUGUGAGCUCUAGCUCUACUAACCAUUAGCAGGUGCAGGGGUGGACAAAUCACUAGCCAGAUAUGUUUGUUCAACAGUAAAAAAUAAAAUAAAUCGAGUUCUAAUUGCCUUUCACAAAACAAAAUGUUGAAUUUGGUUUGUAGGUUACGUUUAUCUUGGUUUAUGCCACUACAUGUACGUCGAAUGAGGCAGGAUCUGGAUGAUGCGAGAACAGUUUUUGCUAGGCAGAUUAAUUAGUGUGCACGAAUGAUGGAUCUUUUUCAGAAACAGGAACUCCGGGCGGGCGGCACGGUGGUGUAGUGGUUAGCGCUGUCGCCUCACAGCAAGAAGGUCCGGGUUCAAGCCCCGUGGCCGACGAGGGCCUUUCUGUGCGGAGUUUGCAUGUUCUCCCCGUGUCCGCAUGGGUUUCCUCCGUGUGCUCCGGUUUCCCCCACAGUCCAAAGACAUGCAGGUUAGGUUAACUGGUGACUCUAAAUUGACCGUGAGUGUGAAUGGUUGUCUGUGUCUAUGUGUCAGCCCUGUGAUGACCUGGCAACUUGUCCAGGGUGUACCCCGCCUUUCGCCUGUAGUCAGCUGGGAUAGGCUCCAGCUUGCCUACAACCCUGUAGAACAGGAUAAAGCGGCUAGAGAUGAUGAGAUGAGAUGAGGAACUCCAGGCGAUGUAGAAACUGAUGAACCCAAGUAAAAUAAAUUGUAACCUCCUGGUUAAACAUCUGAACAAGCAGCCAACAGCCAGACUCCAAUGUUAGCUGAUGUUUUGUUGAGGGCACAAACCCGAUGUGCCACUUUAAUGUUGUUAGAAAAGAAUAAUAAUCAUCCUCGUAUGUUUUCCUUUAGUCUGUAUUAACGAACUUAACUAGCUCACCAUACACCGAUCAGCCAUAACAUUAUGAUCACUGAGAGGUGAAGUGAAUAACAUUUGAUUAUCUCCUUACAAUGGCACCUGUCAAGGGAUGGGAUAUAUUAUUCAGCAAGAGGACAGUCAGUUCUUGAAUUUGGUGUGUUGGGAAGCAGGAAAAAUGGGCAAGCAUAAGGAUCUGAGUGACUUUGAUAAGGGCCGAAUUGUGAUGGCUAGAUGACUGGGUCUGAGCGUCUCCAAAAUGGCAAAUUUUGUGGGGUGUCAAAGGAAGGAGACCUUCCUUCACCUCUCAUUGGUCAUAAUGUUAUUGCUCAUUGGUGUAUAGUGUUACAUUGUUUUAUCCCCCCCCCCCCCCCCCCCCCCUUUUUAAAUGUAUUUAUUUAUUUUUUUAAAUCUGGUCAGUUACGUUUUUGGGCAUGUACCCUGGAGCGUUUACAUGCUCGGUGGACUAGCUAGUUAAUUUAUGAUUUGCCCACCCCUGUGGUGGCUAUUUAAGGAUAGAAUAUGUGCUGUCAUGAGUGUACGUCGUCUUUCACUAUUUUCACUUUAUUGCUUUACCUAAGAUGACUAUGUGCAGUUCUUUUACAAAAUGGCUGUUUGUCAUAAUUGGAAAUCAGGGACUGAAUAAAAACGUAUGGAAAGAGA